CAAGCCAGACUUCACGGGUCAGCCCCGCGUCCUUCGCUGCUCCCAGGCCUGGGAGCUGCUUCUCCGAGGCCCACCCCUGAGGCACAGCAGCUGCCUCGCAUAGUCUUCGACUUGGCAGAGGCCAACCCGGUGCACCCUUCACCCCAACCACACAUCCGCCGCGGACGUCCCAAUAGGGUUGCUCCCUCAGGGACUUAUUCGCAGCUCUUCCUUCCCCAAGCUCAAUGCCAAUGCUGCUCCAUCCCUCGCCCUUCUUCAGGGCCUGGUAGUGGCAAUGGAAGAAACUUGAGCUUCAAUAUUGCUUACUCUGCUUGGCCUGGUCACUUUAUUUUUUCGUGAGCCUCAGUUUCCUCGUCUGUACAUUGGGAGCAAGGAUUUGCCACAGGUUUGCUGUGAGGAUUAAAGUGAAGAAUGAUGGGAUGUUCCACGCGUGUUCCUGAUUACCGGCAUUGAGUAUCUAGUAGCUCAGAAGGGUUCAACCAACCCACCCCCACUCCAACUCCUCUUCCCCAGUGGGUGGUGGGUUCCUCUGGUCGGGUUGGCCAAUUUCCCGCGGAGCCACCUCUGCCCGGGCUAGAAGAGGAGCCCAGCCAGGGAGCUUGCGGUAGGCAGAGGCUGCAAGCCGGUGAGAGAGUCGGGUGCUUCUUUCCAGCAACCUCCUCUUUACCCCCCAAACCGCGCGGGAGCCUGCAGAAGCCGCUGCGACGUGGCCCUGGAGCCUGCGCCGCCGCGGCGCAGAGGAGGACGCACAAAUUGUAUUUCAGCGCUAGGUCCUUCCGGGUUAAUGAGCUGACACCAUGAUUAAAGCUGACCAUUUGUAAUGUGUCUCGACCCCGCCGCCGAGCCCUGAAGAGGUUAAUGCGGUGACGGAGGCCGGCACCUGCCCCUCGCCGGCCUCCCGGUCUCGUGGCGCACAGCUUCUGGCCCCCGCCUCCUCGCCUGCCCCUGCUCCGGCUGCGCCACGGACUCCUAAUCAAUUAGCCCAUUAACGAGCCCUUCGAGGAGUUAAGUAGGGAGAGGUUCUGCCACCGGCAGGGCUGCAGUCGCUAACUCACCGCGGCUAAUGAUAUUAUAAGCGCUCUACUCAAUAACCCGGGCGCAGCGCGGGCGAAGAGAGAACUGCACCGUCAUGGUGCAGCGUCUGGACAUUUGUGGGGACUGAUUCCAGAGUCUCCUCUCAGCCUUGACUGCAUUUGGGGAUAUCUUAGGGGCAGGGCUUCUGGGAUUUCUUGACGGAUGGAUGCGAGGCCGCAGACCCAGGAGGUGGGGUUGCCUGAGCACGUUGGGGCCUUUGCUCACCUUCGUUUCUUGGAAGCUUGUGUAGACAACUGUGUCCCUGAACUGCUUUGCCUCCACCAGACUGAUUCUAGAUGCGGUUACAGCUGAUCUGGGAAUUAAAGAGGCGAGAGUCAGGGCUCAGAGGGGUCUCUGAGGAGAAGGGAGGGAACCAGGUUUAUUGAGCGAGUACCGUGCGGGCCGCUUGGAGCUGGCCACUUUGACCUCACACAGCUUCUGCGAGGUAGGCAUUGCUUUCUCCAAUAUGGGGAACGAGAAAACCGAGGCUCAGAAAGUUUAAGUAUCCUGUUCAAAGUCACCCAGCUGAAAUGUGAAUCGACUUUGCCCAACUCUAAACCCAUGUCCCUGCGCUCUGCUCUCCUUCCCGGGAGCAAAGCACUUCUAUUUCUGCACCAAUUCCGUGACCUCCAAUAUUUGCAACAAACAAAAACCCUCAAGAGAAUCACCUAUGGAACAGGAGGACAGGCGUGGCCUAUUCAGCAAAGGUCUGCAGAGUACCUACUAUGAGCUCCAAGGCUUUCGGGCGCUUUUCCCUAUCUACUUAAGGCGAUCCUCAGAACAGGAGAAGGGGGAGAUGCUAAAGAGAAGUUCAUUUCACCUACGAGGGCAGUGUGCCUCUGAUUGGGACUGGAAUUGUUCAAGUUCACGCAGUAGGUGAAUGGUGGUGCUGGGACUCGAACCAGGAUUUCUUGAAACAAGAUCUAGGGCUCCCACCUCCCAACAACGGUCAAGAUCCUGCAGCCCCGUUGGACCUGUGACAGGGGUGGGGUCUGCAGGCGAGGCAGGGCAGAAGUUGUCUGCUCCUGGUCUCCCAACUAAACUCCCCGGAAUAGCACGUCAGUUCCAAGGCGCAUGCUCCUAAACUCCCUACUCUCCCGCGCUGGAGGCGUUGGUCUGGGGCCUCCCAGCCCUGCUUGCUUGCCCGGACGAGAAGAGGAUGGGCAGCAAGGAAGAUGCGGGCAAGGGGUGUCCUGCGGCCGGCGGCGUCUCCAGCUUCACCAUUCAGUCCAUCCUGGGCGGGGGCCCCUCGGAGGCGCCACGAGAGCCCGCCGGCUGGCCGGCCAGGAAGCGCAGCCUGUCCGUGUCCUCGGAGGAGGAGGAACCGGACGACGGCUGGAAGGCAUCCGCUUGCUUCUGCCCAGACCCGCACGGCCCCAAGGAGCCCGGCCCCAAGCACCAUCCCCCAAUCCCCUUUCCUUGCCUGGGUACCCCCAAGGGCAGCGGAGGCACAGGGCCCGCGAGCUCGGAGCGCACACCUUUCCUCUCUCCUUCGCACCCGGACUUUAAAGAAGAGAAAGAGAGGCUCUUGCCCCCGGGCUCGCCGUCUCCGGGGCCAGAGCGACCGCGGGACGGCGGCGCAGAGCGGCAGGCGGGCUCAGCCAAGAAGAAGACGCGCACGGUCUUCUCGCGCAGCCAGGUGUACCAGCUCGAGUCCACCUUCGACAUGAAGCGCUACCUGAGCAGCUCGGAGCGUGCCUGCCUCGCCUCCAGCCUGCAGCUCACUGAGACCCAGGUCAAGACUUGGUUCCAGAACCGCCGCAACAAGUGGAAGCGGCAGCUCUCCGCCGAGCUGGAGGCGGCCAACAUGGCGCACGCGUCGGCGCAGACUCUAGUGGGAAUGCCGCUUGUGUUCCGGGACAGCUCGCUGCUGCGCGUGCCAGUGCCGCGCUCCCUCGCCUUCCCGGCGCCGCUUUAUUACCCCGGCAGCAACCUCUCGGCCUUACCUCUCUACAACCUCUACAACAAGCUCGACUACUGACCCGCCCGCCGGCCCCGCGCCGCCCGGCACUCCUCCCGCUGCCUGGGAGCCUGGCGCGGGCUGCCCCUCUCCCAGCGCUCCGGAGCACGGCGGCGUGUUGCCAGAAAUAUUAAGAAAUACACCAUGUGUAUUCAUUAUCUCUUAUUUAUGGCCUCUGCUCUACUUUUUGUUUUGAUUGUUUCGGGUACUUAUCGGCGUUCCUCAAAGCCAGAUCUCCAGCUUUCUACCCCAAAACAACCAGUAUGCUUUGAAAACCACUUUCGAGGGGAUGUUCUCGGGUGGUAGUGGGAAUGGGAGUUUCGGCCAGAUCGACGUAGGGAAAAAAAAUCAGAAAAACACCAACGAAAACUGGUACAAUCCUCUCCCCAUAUACACACCUGUAUAUAUAUGUACAUGCACACACGGCCAGCCACACCAGCCUUUGGGGGCUUGCUUUGGACAAUUAUCUUAAGGCCUCUUUUCGUUUCCCUCAUCCCGAGGAUGGGCAGGGGAGAAAGAGAGAGAUGUCAGAUCUGUAAAUAUUUUUAAAGAGGAAAAAAAUAAAACAU
Rhinolophus ferrumequinum (greater horseshoe bat) is the source of this 3603-nucleotide messenger RNA. It is a transcript of the gene HMX2, whose product is annotated as H6 family homeobox 2. NCBI's taxonomy places the organism in Eukaryota, Metazoa, Chordata, Mammalia, Chiroptera, Rhinolophidae. The record is from RefSeq and is a predicted model, not a curated record. Gene Ontology annotation, biological process: regulation of transcription by RNA polymerase II. The transcript is spliced from 3 exons. Gene Ontology annotation, cellular component: nucleus. Bases 2234 to 3055 code for a protein of 273 amino acids. Gene Ontology annotation, molecular function: DNA-binding transcription factor activity, RNA polymerase II-specific; RNA polymerase II transcription regulatory region sequence-specific DNA binding.